Messenger RNA from Brienomyrus brachyistius, 2593 nucleotides. RefSeq names its product poly(A) binding protein interacting protein 1 (gene paip1). The record is from RefSeq and is a predicted model, not a curated record. The transcript has 11 exons. Gene Ontology annotation, biological process: regulation of translational initiation. The coding region runs from base 201 to 1487 and encodes 428 amino acids. Gene Ontology annotation, molecular function: protein binding; RNA binding; translation activator activity. Lineage: Eukaryota; Metazoa; Chordata; Actinopteri; Osteoglossiformes; Mormyridae.
AAAAAGGUAGCGACGGAAAGAGGGAGGGAUUAACCAAAGCUGUAGCAGGAAGCUGUGUUUCGUGAGGAUCCCCCACAGCUUUUUUAUUCUGUUUUCUGCGUCAGUAACAGUCAGACCGAAAGUGUGCGGCGAUCUCCUUAAGUUUCGAUUCGGUUUCCAGUUCGGAUGUGACUCCCCGCUCUGCCUGUUUCAGUGCAGGUAUGAACGAGCACUUCGAUCGGGCGCCCGGGGCCGGUCGCGGCACCCUGAAGGCCGACGGGCCUCUGGAGGGAGGUGACGCCGCGCGAUUUACGUUCAGCCAGCGGGAACCGCUGCGACAGCCCAGGACAUCGCCGUCGUUGCUGGAGAGCAGCUGCCCAGCCGGUCCUGGAGAUUCCAGGCCACCACACCCAGACCAGAUUCCUGCCAGUGAUGGUACACUGGCCAUAGGCUCGACCCUGUCUGCUGAGGCAAAGGAGUUCUACCCACUCAGCUACACCUUAGUGCAGGAACCUGGACAGGAAGACGACUCUGGCAGUUACUAUAGUGGGGAAUGGCUCGCAGAGCUGGUACAGGAGUUUGUCGGGCAGCUGGAAGCCUCUCCGGGAACCUUCGACCUGGACAUGGAGAACUUCACAGCCACACUGAAUGAGUGCAUCACGACGGAGGAGACCCUGCAGGAGCUGGUGAGGCUCAUAUACUUGCAGGCCACGUCUAUCCCAAACUUUGCCUACACUGGGGCACGACUCUGCAACUACCUGUCUCAUCAUCUGGCCAUCAGUCCUUCAAGUGGGAAUUUCCGGCAGCUUCUCUUGAAAAGGUGCCACACGGAGUACAAGGCGCGAGAUGAGGCCAUGAAGGGAAACGAGGAGGUACAGAAGGCCUUCCACUCCUAUGUGCUCUUCCUGGGUGAGCUCUACCUGAACUUGGAGAUCAGAGGAUCACAGAAACGUGCCAUGGUUCUACUGCCGGCACUGAAGGACCUUGUGCACACACUGCUUAACAAUCCCGUGGAUGGAAACCUCGUCUGCAUUGUGAAGCUGCUCAAGCUCACUGGCUCUGUACUGGAGGAUGACUGGAAGGAGAAUGGGGAGACCACCAUGGACGACCUCAUCACGAAAAUAAGAAGCAUUCAGCUGGAUGUCAGCUGCAGCAGAGAUGUGAAGGAGAUGCUGUUGAGUCUUUUGGAGCUGAGGUCCAGUAACUGGGGCCGGGUCUACUCCGGGAGUGCCGUCGUGGAGGCCACGCCUGAUAACGACCCAAACUACUUCAUGAACGAGCCCACGUUCUACACGGCAGACGGCACGCCCUUCACGGCCGCAGAUCCGGAAUAUUCUGAGCACUACCAAGACAUACUGGACAGGGAGGCCUACUGCCCAGACGUCUGUGAGGAGAAUGGCACUGAGGGGUACUACGAGGAAGAGGAUGAAAUGGACCCCGAGAUGGUAGAAGCUUAUGAGAAGUUCUGCUUGGAGUCUGAGGAGGCAAUGAGGAGGAGGAGGCAGUGAGGAAGAGGAUGAGGCACCUAAGCUUGAGCCUAGACUGGCUGGGUCAUCUUUCCCGUGUGUGUUGAUGUGCCUGGAUGUGCUGAUGCGGUGUUUAACACAAAGAAUAAGGACAAUGAGGCUUCAAUUUUAGCUAAGUUCCUGACAUUAAAAAAAAUAUGUUGCUUAGUUUACGUACGCUGCGGCCCUGCCGCGCUCUCCGCCGGGGGGGGGGGGUGAUUUCGGAGAGUGCUGUGCGUUGGGCGAUGACACCGCUGGGCUCCUUGCCUGUGUCCUCUGUCGUAGAUCUAUUGUCGGAAACGUACAGACAGACCAGUCCAGAUCUGGCAAAGGGUCAGCUUGCAUUGGCCGGGCCGAAGGGGAGGCAGACGUGUACCGCUCCCCUUCUGGGCCUGCACUCCCUCCCCCCCAUGUUUCAUUGAAGGGUUUUUUUUUUAAAUUUCUUGACCCAAAGCACAGUCCAGUGUGACCUGAUUGUGAACGCUGUUGCCAGAGAUGCAGCCUGGCCGAGGAAAGGCGAACAUAGCCAGGACGUUCAGGAAGUAGCAGUGCAGGACGCACGUCUCCGAUAUAUACGUAUAUACAUACUUGUGUGUAUAUAUAUAUAUACACACACACGCACACUGGCACCUUAUGCAAUAAAAUACUGGUGCAAAGCGGCAUGUACUUCCUUGACACAGUCUGGGUAUCUGAGUACGGUGGGAUGGCCCUGAACACCCUCUAACAGCUGUGAUUGCCCUGAACACCCUCUAACAGCUGUGAUUGCCCUGAACACCCUCUAACAGCUGUGAUUGCCCUGGGUCUCCCCUCCCCUUUGGCUGUGUUCACAUUCUGGUGGGCGAAGGGCUCAUUUGACACCACUACGCAUCCGCUGGGGUGUUUGUUCUGUGGGCCAACGCGUCAUUCACUUCUUGGAGGGUCACACGUUAAGAGUUCUGCUCUUUGCUUUAACUUGCAUGUUGUUUCAAGUGUGGGAACAUUUUAUUUUUAAAACCAUAAAAUGCGUUGGAAUGGUUAAGCUGUUUUCUCCCCUUAUUCUGGCAGUUUUGUACUAUUUUUGUAGAAACAUAGAUGUAAGAGAAUUAAUAAAGGUGAGAGCACGUACUGUC